Dicentrarchus labrax (European seabass) is the source of this 6435-nucleotide messenger RNA. RefSeq names its product phosphodiesterase 4B, cAMP-specific a (gene pde4ba). The transcript is spliced from 14 exons. NCBI's taxonomy places the organism in Eukaryota, Metazoa, Chordata, Actinopteri, Moronidae. Bases 829 to 3066 code for a protein of 745 amino acids. The record is from RefSeq and is a predicted model, not a curated record. Gene Ontology annotation, cellular component: cytosol; perinuclear region of cytoplasm; nucleus. Gene Ontology annotation, molecular function: 3',5'-cyclic-AMP phosphodiesterase activity; transmembrane transporter binding. Gene Ontology annotation, biological process: signal transduction.
AGUAUUUGCCUGCGUGCUGUGCUCUGCUCCGCUCUCCGCUCUGACUGUGCAAGUGAAGGGAAAUCUGACUUCAGGCUCGGCAUAGUGAGAGUCACUCUGUGCCACACCGGGAGUGCCUUUGGGAGAGGUGGGGGUUGUUUGCAGAGAGAGGAGGGCAGUCAAGCAGUGGUUGAUGGAGGGGAGAGCAAGACAGGAGGAGGCAGAAAGCAGUUUUCAGUCCUUCUGAAUCUUUCAUAAGGGAGAUCCUCCAACAUCAAGCUGCCUGGAUGGACUAAGAGAAAGUGUUGGUGCUGAGGUGGCAUUUAGCAGGGACCAACAGUGACAGAGAGACAGAGGGAACCAGAGGAAAGGAGGGAGGGUGAUAGAGCACUGGUGUGUGCACUUUACAGACGGCAAAACCAGGAGAGAAGCAGUGUUGAGGAGAGGAAUUCUUCUCUCCUGGAAAGAGCUUUAUGUGACCCUGCUGUGGGUAAAGCUCCUCUAAAGCACGGUGAAUAAGCCAAAGGAAAGAGAGAGGGAGAGGGCACGACUGCUGGCUCGCUAAUCCAUAAACUCGUGGAGAACGGGGAAAAGGGGGAAGGAUAGAAAGCACAGAGGCAACACAAACAACAAAAAGGUAUGUGUGAGCUGGCCUUUUCUUGGGUGAAUGCUUGUGUCUGAGGUAGCCUCGAUCAUUCAGCUACAACAGCUGAACCCAGUGUAAACUUCUCUGUGUCUGGAUAAGGCAAGAGAAAAAAAAACGCUGUACAUGACCAGCUGAUGUGACCGAAUUUGGACGUAAAGAGGCAGAAUUUGAAAGAGGAACGCAACUCAACCCAGCCUGCCGGGAUGUCAUCCAAUGAGCUGAGUGUUGAGAUGGACUCCUGCAUCCGGACAUUCAAGGAGCACAUGCACCUGGAGCUGGAGCCUCCCAAAAUCCCAGGUGUGGUGGGGGGGAAGAGGGGCGCCACGUCCCCCAAACUGUCUCCCAGAAGCUCCCCGCGCCUCUUCCGCAAGCUGAUGGUCAACAAGAGCAUCCGACAGAGGCGACGCUUCACUGUAGCCCAUACUUGUUUCGAUGUGGAGAAUGGCCCGUCUGCCAGCUGCAGCCCCCUGGACCCCCAGGCUUCCCCCGGCUCUGGUCUGGUCCUCCACACUAACUUCCCUGGUCAUAACCAGCGCAGAGAGUCCUUCCUCUACCGCUCUGACAGCGACUAUGAUCUGUCACCGAAGUCCAUGUCACGAAACUCCUCCAUCGCCUCUGAACUACAUGGUGAUGACCUGAUCGUAACUCCUUUUGCUCAGGUUCUGGCAAGCCUUCGAAGUGUGAGGAAUAACUUCACUGUACUGACCAAUGUCCAGUGUGCCUCCAGCAAGAGGUCUCCUGCAGCAACAACUCAGCCUCCAAUCACCAGAGUUUGUCUCCCAGAUGAGGCGUACCAGAAGCUGGCCAUGGAGACGAUGGAGGAGUUGGACUGGUGUCUGGACCAGCUGGAGACCAUCCAGACCUACCGCUCUGUCAGCGACAUGGCCUCCAACAAGUUCAAGAGAAUGUUGAAUCGGGAGUUGACGCACCUAUCUGAGAUGAGUCGGUCUGGGAAUCAGGUUUCCGAAUUCAUCUCCAACACCUUCCUAGACAAACAGAAUGAGGUGGAGAUCCCGUCACCGACGUCCAAGACGCGAGAGAAGAAGAAGCAACAGAAGCAGCAGCUGAUGACACAGAUCAGUGGGGUCAAAAAGGUCUCUCACGGGCCCUCACUCUCCAGCAGUAGCAUCUCGCGCUUUGGCGUCAAGACUGAUAAGGAGGAGCUGCUGUCCAAGGAGCUGGAGGACCUCAAUAAGUGGGGCCUGAACAUCUUCACUGUUUCAGAGUACUCUCACAACCGCCCACUUACCUGCAUCAUGUACGCCAUCUUCCAGGAGCGGGACUUGUUAAAGACAUUUAAGAUCCCCAUGGAUACGUUUGUGGCCUACAUGAUGACGCUGGAAGAUCACUAUCAUUCAGAUGUUGCCUACCAUAACAGCCUGCAUGCUGCUGACGUAGCCCAGUCCACACACAUCCUCCUCUCCACUCCGGCCCUGGAUGCGGUCUUCACAGAUCUUGAGAUCCUAGCAGCCAUCUUUGCUGCAGCUAUCCAUGAUGUUGACCAUCCUGGAGUAUCAAACCAAUUCCUAAUCAAUACCAACUCUGAGCUGGCGCUGAUGUACAACGACGAGUCUGUGCUGGAGAAUCAUCACUUGGCUGUGGGAUUUAAGCUACUGCAGGAGGAUAACUGUGAUAUCUUCCAGAACCUCACUAAGAAGCAGCGGCAGUCCCUGCGCAAGAUGGUCAUCGACAUGGUUUUGGCCACUGACAUGUCCAAACAUAUGAGUCUGCUGGCUGAUCUGAAGACUAUGGUGGAGACUAAGAAGGUGACAAGCUCUGGAGUGCUGCUGCUGGACAAUUACACCGACAGGAUACAGGUGCUGCGUAACAUGGUGCACUGUGCUGACCUGAGUAACCCAACUAAGUCCCUGGAGCUGUAUCGUCAGUGGACUGAUCGGAUAAUGGAGGAGUUCUUCCACCAGGGAGACAGAGAGAGGGAGAGGGGAAUGGAGAUCAGCCCUAUGUGUGACAAACACACAGCCUCAGUGGAAAAGAGUCAGGUGGGUUUCAUCGACUACAUUGUGCACCCUCUUUGGGAGACCUGGGCCGAUCUGGUCCACCCAGACGCCCAGGACAUUUUGGACACGCUGGAGGACAACAGGAACUGGUACCAGAGCAUGAUCCCCCAGAGUCCCUCCCCGCCCUUCUAUGACCAGGGCACGCACGGACAUAGCGGAGGCACUGGGGGGCAGGGAGGCGGGGAGAAAUUUCAGUUUGAGCUGACCUUGGAGGAGGAGGACUUGGAUGGAAUAGAGAAAGAUGGUGAGGAGGAGGAGGAAGAUGAAGAGGAAGAGUUAGAAGAAGAGGAGGAUAGUCUAGGAGAUUCUCGUUCUCCUCCCCUGGACUAUUUGGACAGUCAGGAGCAUGAUGAGGGCAGCACAAUGGAGCCCACGAUGGCAAUAGAGAUCGUGACACACGAGGCGUCACCAACAGACACAUAGGGCUUCCAUCAUCAGGCUCACAUGGUGAAUUGAAAGUUUUUGGAAAAAAGAGGGGAGAUCCUCUUGCAGCUGUGCUUUUUAAUAAGCCCACAGAAGCAAGGGCUUAGUUUCGUCCCGCACGGGGGCGUCUUGCACUUGGGUGUUUGAAGCCAGACACGGACGGACAGUUUCAGUGAAGCGGCUUCAGAGUUCUCAGGAAAUAAUUACUGCGAACAUUUUAAGUCUUGAUGGACAGCCGAGACUGAGAGUGGAGCUUGAAGGAUUUCGGCCAGUUUGGAAAAUGGUUACUUUUCUUUUCUGGACUGGCAUUAAAUGGACAUUGACACUACUGAGAGAAGUUUUGUACCUUAAGACUUUUUUACAGAUAUGAUAUGAUCUAGAAGUAGCAUAGAGUAAGAUCUACUGAUGGAGACACAUUUGUAUAGCAAGAGAAAGUGUUUACUUUUUUCCUGUACCAUUUGUCAAAGGACUUUUGUGUGCCUUUUUUACUAUUGUCUUUAUAAUAGUUUUUUAUUUAUUGAACACUCUAGUAUGUCUGUGAAAUGUUUUUUUUUUUUCUUAUCUGAAAGAGCAAAAUCUUUUUUGUAUGUUAAAAAAGAUCAGUCUUCCAUGUAUUGGGCAAUAGAGAAAUCCAAACAAACGUCGACAAACAACUCUUGGACAAACUCAUCUGAAUAGGGAAACAUCAACACCUACAUUAUACGCACAUUUUGUCACAUUUGUUUUUCAAUCUGAGCACAAUGCUUUUCUUUACACAGAGAAUUCAAACGUUUAUGUUCCGUCAUGGUUCAUGUUACAUGUUUAAUUUGUUGCUCUCUAUAUCAGAUGUCGGUCAAUGAAUGUCUGAAAUACAUCAUCUAUUUUCAUACUCCAUCUUUUCUCUUUUCCUUUGUAACAGUCUGCAGACCAUUGGGGCUUCCUACAUUUUCACACCAAAACUUGACUAUUGAUGCAACAUGCUCAGCAAUUAUAUGGCCAAGUAUUCCUGCUAAAUAUUCAGUAAAAUUAUUGGGACAUUGCAAUUAUACGAUUUCGUCUUUUCAUUUUUGCAUCCGGUUGUUGUCAUGUUGGUGUGAAAUAGAGGUUAGUCCGGUUCAAACCCUAAUAACCUACAGCCAGAUGAAAUGAGCAGAAAUACAAGCAGGUCUAAAAACAUCCAGCUCGUGACGACUAGCUGCUUAGUUCUAUGGAAGAAUGAGAAAUGAAGUCUGUCAAGGACGAAAUGCACAACAGCGGUGAAUCUAUUUUUAGCCCACAGGUAUGCUGCAGUCUUAAUAAUCCUGUUAGUUGGAACAGGUCCCGACCCCAGACCCAUCUGAUGUAAUGUCCCCCUGCCCCUCCGCAAUCAGGCCCAGACCAGAUGAUUAAAGGUGCUCUUACAGCUGCCUGUCUGAAAGGCACUCUCAUACCCUCAUCAGCACCACUAUUCACAUGGUUUACAAACCCCUCUGGGCUCCACGGACACGACCCCAAAACAAUCAGGCCAGCUAUUUUCUUCCUCACGAUAAAAAUCCCUCAAGUGCGGCGUCUGUUCAUUGACGUCAAUUCAAUUUUGUCCCUUCCCCCUCCACUGUAUCAGGUUUCCAGGACAGCCGGGUUAUUGGGAUUUGGCACAGAUGGAAAUGCUGGAUUCUAGACUGUACCCAUAUGACAAAGGUGCUCUAGUUUUAAAACAAACCAAAAAACACCUCUUUGUUUCUUCUUUAAUGUGUUGGAGAAUAUUGUUUGAAAAUGGUUUGCAGACUUCACAUUUCUGCUCCUGUGGCUUCCACAAUUUCUUUAUAGAUGUUCUAGUUGCAUCUAUAAUCAAAUUCCUCCAUUUUCAUAUUGGUUUACUGGUAUACUCAUAGGUACUUCAUCUAAUUUCACUCCAGCAUGCUUAAGUGGCAAUCGUUUGUGUGCAGUAUGUAUGUAUGGAAGGUUUUGUAUGUGUGUGUGUGUGUGUGUGUGUGUGUGUGUGUGUGUGUGUGUGUGUAUUUCUGUACGUCUGUGUGUGUUUGGAUGUGCUGACUUUGUCAUCAGGCCUUACCCCUCAUCACUCCACACCUUUGUCUCUACUGUUUGUUGCUAGGAGCUCAAGUUGGUCCUUUUUGCUGUUUAUAACAGUGUGUAUUUAUUCUAUACUUUAAGCUUGUAAAUAAGAAAUACUGGUUCAGUGUAAAAUCUAUUUUAAUUUAUAUGCACUUGCAUUACCUGGAAGUGGUGGUGUCUAAUGUGUAUUAGACUCUGGAUUAGAGUCUUUUUAUAUAUGUAUUAUAUAUUGUUUUUAUAUAAAUAUAUAUAUAAAAUAUAUAUAAGUAUAUAUUCGCACAAUGUUUUGAGUGCCCAGCAGAGCAGCAGCUAAAGAGACAUUUUGUUGUUGUCACAUGAAAACCUUGUAACUCCAAAGUAAUCUUUUUAAUGUAACGUUAUAUUAAGCUUAUUAUGCAUGAAUAUUAAACCAACAUUGUUUCUCACUUUGGCUUCACUUUGAAAUUUUAAUUUAAAUCAUGGUAUUUUUCAUAUUUGAAAAAUUUGUCUUAAAUUUCAGCUUAGUUGUAUUUCAUAAAUAAUAGCCCAAAUUGAAAAAUAAAAUGAGGACUUUGAAUGUCCUCAUUUUGUUUCUUAGAUAACUUUUUUUUUGAUGGAAAACAAUUUUUGAUCCAACUGAGUUUUUGAAGCUACGAGGUUUUCAUUUGACAGCAGCAUAUUUGGUAACCCCGAGGCGACAUAGAGGACAUGUUAAACUGCGUAGGCUUAGAUAUAGGAUACAUACAAGCUUGACAAGGAACACAGAAGCUUAGUCAAUGCUUGGUAUCAAAGUACACAAAUAGCUUAUUUUCUCUCAGCGGCUUGUCACAACCUAAGCUUCUCCACCCGGCAUUUGAAUGCAGAUUGCUGAUUUACGAGGCCAGAUACAGGUUCAACAAACACAAAGCAAGUGUCUCCUUUUACACUUAACGCACUUCAUGUAUGAGUAGAUAACACGGGGACGGUAUUGGUAGCAUGCUACAAUACGCCCGGCACUGACGUGAAUCGUUCUGAAUUAACAACAAAACAUGAUCUUAUGUAACUGAUUGUGCUCGUGUGAACUCUUUCUGACCAAACUUGUUAGCAGUUUUGAAAUUCAAAUUUGUCAGUAUUAACAUUGUUUAUCUAUGUUCAAGCUUUUUUUGGUCCUAGUUGUGUCCAAAUGGUUAGCCAGAUUUAGCACUAUCUGCAUGAGAGAUGGUUUUUUUUAUUGUCAAUAAUAUGUUCGAAGUCCACCAGUUGUUGCAGGUGGGUUAUUAAAUGUUUCACACAAUGUAUGGUAUUAUAUUGUAUAUUGUGUUCAAAAAUAAAUCUGAAAUACUUUUUCUAUUAAGUGAUUAAAAGCAAAGCAUGAAUAUA